CCAACUUCUGCACACAGCCGCUACACAACUUCCAAGUACCACCACCAUCUCUCCGAUUGUUGCCUCCCCGAGAGUUUGCUUGCUUUUGGCAAUGUGGUGCAGUCGUGUAGCACUGCGUCAUCUCCAGAGGGUGACAGCCAAGACUCUCACUGGGGCCCCAGCAGGCUUCACGCAGAGAGAGAUGUCAACGCUACCUCGGGUGUAUGUCACUCGGCAGAUCCCACCAGAGGGCCUGAGGAUCCUCCGUGAAUCUGGACAACUGCAGUUUGAGCUGUGGGACUCCGAUGACGUCCCUGUACCCAGGAAAGAGCUGCUUCAGAAGGUCAAAGGUGUUGACGCCUUGCUCUGCGUACUGACUGAAAAGAUUGAUGCAGAACUGUUGGAUGCUGCAGGUCCAAACCUGAAAGUCCUAAGCACCAUGUCCGUGGGUUUUGACCACCUCUCUCUGGAGGAGCUAAAGAAACGAGGAAUUCGCGUGGGUUAUACACCUGACGUUUUGACAGACGCCGUCGCUGAACUGACUGUGGCCCUGCUGCUUGCAACCUCCAGGAGGCUCAUCGAGGCCACGCAUGAAGCCAAGACUGGAGGUUGGGGGACUUGGAGAACUCUGUGGCUGUGUGGACAUGAGCUGGCCAACAGCACUGUGGGUAUUCUGGGCUUGGGGAGGAUCGGUGUGGCUAUUGCUGAACGCCUGGCUCCUUUUAAAGUGAAAAAGUUCAUCUAUACAGACGUGGCCCCCAGGCCUGACCUAGCUGGUGGAAUCAAUGCAGAGUACGUGACUUUUGAUGAUCUGGCCAAGCAGUCGGAUUUCUUGUUAGUGUGCUGCGCUUUGACACCUGAAACACAUAUGAUCUGUAACAAGAACCUUUUCUCCAAGAUGAAAAAAACCUCCAUCUUCAUUAACACAAGCAGAGGUGGAGUAGUGAACCAAGAAGACCUUUAUGAGGCUCUAUCGACCGAUCAGAUUGAAGGGGCUGGUCUGGACGUGACCAUCCCUGAGCCUUUACCCACUGACCACCCACUGUUUACCCUCAAAAACUGUGUGAUUCUGCCCCACAUUGCCAGUGCCUCCUACACCACCCGUAACGCCAUGUCCAGCCUGGCGGCAAACAAUCUCCUGCUCGGCCUCCGUGGCCAGCCAAUGAUCAAAGAGCUCAAACUGUGAGGUGGUACUGGUCCACCUGGUGGAGAACUGGAAACUAUAGGGUCACCAGGUGAUAUUUCAUUAAAAUAAUUGUCACAAACUA
Messenger RNA from Doryrhamphus excisus (bluestripe pipefish), 1247 nucleotides. RefSeq names its product glyoxylate reductase/hydroxypyruvate reductase b (gene grhprb). The record is from RefSeq and is a predicted model, not a curated record. NCBI's taxonomy places the organism in Eukaryota, Metazoa, Chordata, Actinopteri, Syngnathiformes, Syngnathidae. Gene Ontology annotation, cellular component: cytosol. Gene Ontology annotation, molecular function: hydroxypyruvate reductase (NADH) activity; NAD binding; glyoxylate reductase (NADPH) activity.